Miscanthus lutarioriparius is the source of this 1215-nucleotide messenger RNA. The record is from the annotation of a GenBank genome assembly. Lineage: Eukaryota; Viridiplantae; Streptophyta; Magnoliopsida; Poales; Poaceae.
AUGACGACCGCGCGGCAGUGGUGGCGGCGCGCCGCGGCGGCCGUCAAGGACAGGAGGAGCCUGUACCUGACGUGCGUGGCGGCGCUGCGGCCACGGCCAGCCUCCGGGGUGGCCGCGGCGCUGAGGAGCCCCGAGCUGGAGGCGGCCGUGAUCCGCGCGACCAGCCACGACGAGCGGUCCGUAGACUACGGGAGCGCGGCGCGUGUCCUGGCGCUGGCGCGCGCGUCGCCGCCGGCGCUGCAGCCGCUCAUGUGGGAGCUGGCGCGCCGCGCCGGGCGGACCCGGUGCUGGGCCGUUGCGCUCAAGGCGCUCAUGCUCGCGCACGGCCUGCUCCUGCGGUCCGACGCCGCGCCACGCGCGGCGCGCCUGGGCCGCGUCCCCUUCGACCUCGCCGACUUCCGCGACCGCUCGUCGCCGCCGUCCAAGUCGUCGGGCUUCUCCGCCUUCGUGCGCGCCUACUUCCGCUUCCUCGACACCCGCUCCCUCUUCGCCGCGCAGGAGCUAGACGACGACGCCGGUUCCGGUAGCGGCGGCGGCGAGGCGGCCGACGACGGCGAGGACGCGCGGCUGGACCGCGUGUCCAAGCAGCAGCACCUGCUGGACCUGCUCAUGCAAAUCCGGCCGUACGGGGACGGCAUGGAGCGGGGCCUCAUCCUGGAGGCCAUGGACUGCGUCGUCAUCGAGAUCUUCGAGGUCUACAGCCAGAUAUGCACGGGCAUUGCCCGCUUCCUCGUCGCCGUCCUCGGCUCGGCCCCGACGACGCCGCGGCCAAGGCCGGGAGAGACGCUGGCGGCAGCGAGGCGGCGGAGGGGAGUGCAGGGGAUGCGGGUGCUGAGGAAAGCCGCGGAGCAAAGCGCGCAGCUGUCGUCCUACUUCGACCUGUGCCGGGGCCUGGGCGUGCUCAACGCCGCCGAGUUUCCGGCCGUGGAGCGCGUCCCGGAAGAUGACAUCAGAGACCUCGAGAAGAUCAUCAUGAACCACGUCGUCGAAGAAAGCGGCAAGGAGGAGAAAGAAACGAAGGCGCUGGUGGACGCCGUGGAGGAAACCCGACCGGCGUCGAAGACAGUGGUGACAAAAGAGUGGGUGGUGUUCGACGACGACGACAAUGCCGCCGCCGGCGCCGGCGCCAGGCCGGGGCAUUUCGGUGGUUACGUGAAUCCGUUCGUGGGCGCGCCGUGGGACGCCAUAGCGGGUAGCAGAGACUUGUUAGUUUAG